Molecule: messenger RNA, 3236 nt
Organism: Closterium sp. NIES-67
Lineage: Eukaryota; Viridiplantae; Streptophyta; Zygnematophyceae; Desmidiales; Closteriaceae
Source: the annotation of a GenBank genome assembly
CUUGUGUGAAUGGACGGAUAGGCAGGCAAAGCCAGUGCUUGCGACGGGAGCUUGCGACAGGAGAGUAGAUAGAGCUUUAUGCAACGAGGUGGUUUCUAUACUCUCCACAAACGAGUGAUUUCUCUCAUAGCAAUCACACAGUGAUUCCCCCAGCUGCUGAUUACCGAGCUCGUGCCAACCGGAACUUGAGAAUUCCGACUGAGACCCAUAAGCUUAGCUGCGCGCUGAGCGGCGAGCAGCUCUACAUUCACGUACGCUCGAAAUUAGUCGUACAAGCGCGGUGUACGUAGUGCCUUGAGCGUGGUGGGAGCACUGCGCGGAGAACGGAUCACCCACGCGAACGGCGGGAGCAGGCAUGCUUUGCUGUUGACCGCCGCGCCGCAGACACGCGAAACCAUGGCCGCUGUUGAGUCUGCAGCGGCGGCAGCAGCAGCCGCCGGCGGCGCUACUAUGGCCGGCAACGGCCCGCUUCCCAGCUCCGCGCAGCCCAUGGGGGGAAAGGCGGAAGUGCCGCUGCUCGCGCUGCACCCCGCGGGGCAUAAUGCAGGCGGAGCCGCCGCGCAGCACUUCACCGGCGCACUUUCCGCGCCGUCCCCCGGCGGCGCUCGGGAACUGGCGGACGGCAACGGGGCUCGCGCGGAGGGGGGUAACUCCCCCGCGGACGGGGACGCGGGGGACGGCCCCGCCAACAGCAGCCCGCAGAGCAGCCCCGCGGGCUCGGGGGGCACCCAGACGCAAGAUGGCGGAGGCGGGGACACGGAGGAUAAAAAAGGUUCGUCCGCGGUUCGGGAGGAGUGGACGGACGACGCGACGGACGCGGUGUUGGAGGUGUGGGCGCGAAAGCACCUGUCUUUAAGCCGUGGCAAGCUCAAGAAGCACGAGUGGGAGGAGGUAGCGCAGCGCGUUAGCGAGAUCCUCGGUAACGGGAACGCCAAGACGUGGCUACAGUGUAAGAAUAAGAUCGACUCGAUUAAAAAGAAGUACAAGUCCGUGCGGUGCCAGCUCGCGGCGGGCGGCUCGGUUAAGCGCGAAUGGCGGCUGUACGACCGAGUAGAUUACCUCUUAGGCGGCGGCUCCGCGAGCCACGCGACAGGUAGCAUGGGCAGACCGCCUCCUAUCGGCACGGCGUCUUUAUUCUCCCCCGUGGGAGCCACGUCCAGCAAUAGCAGAAUGCCAGGUGGCGCCUUUGGGGCGGUUUACGGCAACGCCGGGAUCAACGGCGGGAUGAGCGGCGGCAUGGGCGGCGUGAUUGGCGGCGGGAUGGUGAAUAGUAUGCCGGGGGUGAUGAGCAGCGGCAUGGGGAACCUGAUGGGCGCCGCGAUGGGGAGUAACGGGCUCGUCAACGCCGCGGUUGCCGCCGCGAACGUCGCUCUGGGGACGAACGCCGCUCUAGGAUCGUCGCGCGGGUUUCCCGCGGCUAUGGGGUCCAUCGGGGGUGACAAUAACGGGGGUAACGAGCCGAGCGACGACGACGAUGACGAUGACGAUGACGACGACGACGACGAUGACGAGGACGGAGACGGAGCGAACGUCGGAACGAGCGGGCACGGCGGCGGCGGCGGCGUGGGGGGGGGUGGCGGCGCCGUCAGCAGCGGGAUCAACCCCCCGCUGCUGCAGGAAACGCUGAUGAAGCAGCGGCGGUCCUUCAGCCUUCCGCUAGAUCCGCGCAUGCAGCAGUACAUGAGCGGGAAACCCGCCGCUUCCCCCGGCGGGGGCGUGGGACCGGGGGGAAUGAUAGGAGGAAUGUCGAUGCCCGCGGGCGGGAUGAUGGCCGCAAUGGGCAGCCCCAUGGGCGGAGCGCUCAGCGCGUCCCCGCACCAACACGCCGCGCAAGCUUACGGGAUGGCGGCGGGGGGAAUCGGCGGGGGCGGAGUCAGCGGCGCAGGCGGAACCCUCGUUCCCGGGGGGAACGCCGUGCCCGGCGGAGCGAACGGCGCGCUGCGGCCGGCAGCGGCGAAGCUGAAGCGGAAGGCGUCGUCCGCGGCGGUGAAGGACCUGGCCUUGGCGGUGCGCGAGUUCGCGUCGGUGUACGAGCGCGUGGAGCGCGCCAAGGUGGACCAGAUGGUCGAGAUGGAGCGACUGCGCCUCGAGUUCAGCCGCGAAAUGGAGGUGCGCCGCAUGAAGGUGCAGCUCGAGGUCGCGCGGCUCGCGGGCGGCGGAAGCGGGGGCGGAGGGGGAGGGGGAGGGGGAGGGGGAGCGGGGGGUUGAAUGCUGCAGCCGCGGCGGCCGCGUUGGACCUGGCUGGCGGAGCGGAUGCGGGGAUUUCGGGGAUGGUGGGGGCGGGUUCCGCUCUUCCGCCGGGCUCGUUACAAUGAUAUUCGAUAAGAGCACUCUGUGAAGUGCCGUCAAGUCAGAGGAAACUCCGCUCAUCGAUCCCUGCUGACAACCAGCCAGCCACAUUCUCUCCUCCGCUCACCACCUGCAGCGGGUCUCAUCACUGGCUUAUGCACGUUCUGAUGCCACAUACCACCCUCACCCUGACCGCCCCCUCACUGACCUCCUCCCACCCUCUCAUCGACCUUGCUGCUCCUCUCAUUGAUCUCCCUCCCUCACACUCUCUGGGGACCUCCUAAGCUGGCUCUGCAAGCUCACUGAUCGCCACUCGUCCUCCUCUCCUCCCCGCAUUCAUCAGACACCACUUUACUCAACCCCUCAGGUCCCCCCCUGCUUCUUGCCCGUUCCAGCUGUCUCUGCUCACCCCCACUGCUCCCAGCACCCACUGCAGCAGCAACUUGAUCAUGAUCCUCCAUUCAUCUGUGACCCCAACUCCCCCAAAAGCACCUAGAGGGCUGCCAGCAGCAGCAGCAGCAGCAGCAGCAAUUCCAUCACCACUGCCAUUCCCCUUAGCUAGUGGUUGGAGUGGGCAGGUCUCCAGUUCAGGCAGUAAGCCUUCCAUUCCCCCCUCUAACGGCUGUUACCCCUGCAGUCAUAACCAGCCAAGUCUCCUACCAACCCCACUAGGAGAAACACCCCCACACCGCGCCUCCGGCCUACUGCUUGUGCAAUCCAGUCCCGUGUGUUCUACUCAUAUCUCAAUGUAAUGGAGAAGCGGAUGACUGGCUCUGCAAGUAGCUUUACUUCCGAAGAGGGGCACGGAUGGAGAGGGCUGCGUUGUGGGUUGACCACCUAUUUAGGUAGCCCAGCUUUAGAAUAUUACAACAGUUGUACACUCUUCUGGAUGCUUGAAGCCCUUUCUCCUGUAUGAGUUUUGGUACCUAUCCGCACAGCCGGUCAUG